UUCCGCCCGAGCGGGGUCCCCAGGGCCUGCGCGCACCUGCGGGGGCGCCUCCGCCGUUUCCUGCUCCCCCGACCCCGAGGCCGGCGCGACCCGGACAUCAGAUGAGCAUCCGCGCCCAGCCGGGUGCCAGCCGGGUGACCGCCCCCGACCGCUCCCUUAAGCCGAGUCCUCAGCACCGGGUCGCAGCCCCGCGUUCCGGCCCCAGGCUGCGGACUACACUUCCCAAGGGGCGCUGCGGCCGCGCCUCGCUCCCAGAGUGCCUCGCGCCCCUCGCCCCCGCCCCCCCCCCCCCUCCUGGAGCCGCCGCGGGCGGAGGCGGAGCUGCGCGCAGGAUGCCCGAGGGCCCUGAGCUGCACCUGGCCAGUCAGUAUGUGAACCAGGUGUGCACCCGGCUGGUGUUCGGAGGGCGAGUGGAGAAGUCAGCUGUCAGCCGCAACCCCGAGGUGUCCUUUGAGAGCAGCGCCUACCACAUCUCUGCGGCUUCCCGGGGCAAGGAGCUGCGACUGACCCUGUGCCCCCUGCCCGGGGCCCAGCCCCCUCAGGAGCCACUGGCCCUGGUCUUCCGGUUCGGGAUGUCUGGCUCCUUCCAGCUGGCGCCUGGCGAUGCCCUGCCCCCCCACGCCCACCUGCGCUUUUACACUGCUCCGCCCGACCCCCAGCUGGCCCUGUGCUUCGUGGACGUGCGGCGCUUCGGCCGCUGGGACCUCAGCGGGCAGUGGCAGGCGGGCCGCGGGCCCUGUGUCUUGCGCGAGUAUGAGCAGUUCAGAGAGAACGUGUUACGAAACCUGACGGACAAGGCCUUUGACCGGCCCAUCUGCGAGGCCCUCUUGGACCAGCGUUUCUUCAAUGGCAUUGGCAACUACCUACGGGCAGAGAUCCUGUUCCGGCUGAAGAUACCCCCCUUUGAAAAGGCUCGCACAGUCCUGGAGGCACUGCAACAGCGCAGGCUGAGCCCGGAGCUGACCCUGAGCCAGAAGGUCAGGGCCAGGCUGCAGAACCCCGACCUACUGGAGCUGUGCCACUCUGUGCCCAAGGAAGUGAUCCAGCUGGGGGGCAAAGGCUACGGGCCAGAGGAUGGAGAGGAAGACUUUGCUGCCUUUCGAGCGUGGCUGAAGUGCUACAGCCUGCCGGGCAUGAGCUCCCUGCGUGACCGGCACGGCCGUACCAUCUGGUUCCAGGGGGACCCUGGACCCCUGGCACCUAAAGGGGGCAAGUCUCGAAAGAAGAAACCCAAGGCAGCCCAGUUGAGUCCCGAGGACACAGUGGAGGUACAGAACUCUUCAACCCCAAACAAGGCCACUCUCAGGACACGGCAGACACGAAGACGCCUUCCGUCUCAGCCAACCACAGCCCAGGAGACCAGCCUUCAAGAGGGCCCAGAAAUGCCCCCAAGACUCAGGGAAGGGAAGAGGAGGGGAUGGCCAACAGCCUCAGGCCGCCGCCACAAAGGCCGGAAAAGCAAAGCUGAUACCUCUCCAGCCAUGGAGCUUGAGGGGGCCUUGGCCUCUUAGGAGGCUCUCCUAGUCUGCAUCCACCACUUCCUGCAGCCUGGUCCCAGACCUGCCCUAGACCUGUGGUGGUACCUGCAAAGAGGAUGCUUUUAAUUGUGCUCCACCAUCCCUAUUUUUUAAGCCUAUAGAAAACGCUGUUCUACAUAAAUAAAUA
This is a messenger RNA of Erinaceus europaeus (western European hedgehog), 1665 nucleotides long. It is a transcript of the gene NEIL1, whose product is annotated as nei like DNA glycosylase 1. Gene Ontology annotation, molecular function: DNA-(apurinic or apyrimidinic site) endonuclease activity; damaged DNA binding; DNA N-glycosylase activity. The coding region runs from base 102 to 1511 and encodes 469 amino acids. The transcript has 10 exons. Gene Ontology annotation, biological process: base-excision repair. Lineage: Eukaryota; Metazoa; Chordata; Mammalia; Eulipotyphla; Erinaceidae. The record is from RefSeq and is a predicted model, not a curated record. Gene Ontology annotation, cellular component: nucleus.